GCAGUUGUCACUCAUAUUUUUGUGCGUAAUUUGCGGAGAGUCGGUAAGAAUAAAAUAAAUAAUAAAAAUAGUCUAAAAGAAUAAUUAGUCACAUCACUACCGGACUUGGUCGUCGUCAAGUGUGAACGAGUGAGUGCGAGUCAACAGACGGAAAGAAUCCCGAAGCCAAUCUUAGAAUCCGCGAACCACGGCGACAACAACGACGACGACAGCCAGCGAGUGGAGCAGCCGCACGCCACGUCCAUCGACCAGUGUAAUUGUCACCAAUCCCAGUGCAACUCAUUCCUUCAGCGUCACCAUGGCCACCGACGGCAGUGAGCUGCCCGGCAUCUCCAUACGCCACACAACCACUUCGAAUGUCGGCUCCCAAACGGUGGCCACCAAUCUCAGUAUGCGUCGUCCCGCAAACGAGGUCAUCGAGAUUGAUGACGGCGAUGCGGCCGCCAACGCCGAGGUGGCCGCCAUCAACGAUGGCAGCACCACCACAGGACGACGGCAAACAGGCGCCAGUCUACCCAUCAGUGCCCACAUAGAGCUCCAGAGCAGCGACUGCAGCAACAGCAGCGACGACGACGACGAGUGUGUCUUCGUACUGGAACGGAAGCCAUCGCAUUUGCGUAUGCCGGAGGAGCUAGUUAGUCUCGAAUCGAAUAGCGACUCCGAUGUUGACUUUGUAGAUGAGCAGAAGGCGAGUCCGGUGGCCAAGGCCAACGAUGGGGAAGGUGAUGGCGACACUGUCAGCAUUGAUCAGGAAAUGGAGACAUCAGUCAAUGAGCUCUUCAUGGGUCCCAGCACCAGCACGGGCGUCUGCUCGACAGCGGGCAAGAACUGGAUGCUUGUGCUGGAUGAGGCGCGUCUUCACGAUCCAAUGUGCCUACGUAUGCGCUUCAAACGCAAUCUAACACGCGCCCAGCAACGUGCUGCGCCAAAAGCGCCCAGCAGCAACAGCGAAGGCACCCGUUGGAGCACCUCCUCCAACAGCAUCAGAGUUUGCGAACAAAUCACGGCAGAGUCGUUGUUGCUGGGAGAGGCGCCGCCUUCCAUUAUGGAGGACAUGGCGUCCUCCGUCAUUGUGGAACCACCCGCUGUCUCAGAUACUGUUGGAGGUGGCACCUUGCCAGCGUUAGCCGCUCACUUUGCUGAUCUCACAGAGAGCGGCAGCGAAAGCGGCGACGAGCCCAGCGUAGAUGCCCGCGACCAGCAAGAGCAGGAGACGGGAGGCAGCUCCGAUGCCGUCGGCGGAAACAACGCAACAGCGGGACGCUCUUCGCCGCCACCCAAUUGUGCCAUCUGUCUGUCGCGCUGCAGGCGCAAAUGCUUCACUGACUCCUGCAUGCAUCAGUUCUGUUUCAAAUGUCUUUGCGAGUGGAGCAAGAUUAAACCGGAGUGUCCACUCUGCAAGCAGCCCUUCAAAACCAUCAUACACAAUGUGCGCACACUGGAUGAUUAUGAUCGAUAUCCGGUCCAGCCAAGUUCGCCGGAAUCUAGCCUCAGUUUUCACAUUGUCAACAUACGGCGUGAGCGUCUAUUGCUGCAUAUCCAGGCAGUGAUGACCAACGGCGGAGACAAUGGGGAUGACAUCGAUACGGCGGCCACCGACGAGUCUCAGGAUGGCAUCGCCUCCCAUGGCCAGCAGCAUCAGGCGGGAUCGCGCGGCCUCUAUGUGCCGCACAAUCGCUUCGAGCCGUAUCGUAUGGAGCUCUUGAAUUUCUAUCGGCACGACCAAGAUGCACGUGGCGGGGGAUCACUAAGCAUGCUGUGGCGUCGCUAUGUUUACGACCGCAAACUCUACGCGCUACCGGUGAGUGACAACUUGACAGGCAACUUCCGGGAAUGGAGCGCCCGCUUCUACAGGGAUAAUCCCGCACAAAUGCAUCGACUGAUGCCCUGGAUCAAUCGGGACAUCGUGUGUCUGUUGCGCACCUCGCCACAGAAUGUCACCCAGGUUAUGCACAUGAUGCACGACAUUCUGCCCAUGAUCAACAUUACUACCCGCACAUUCCGUCGCCGUCUGUCGCCGUUUCUGGGCGAGCGUACCAAUCACUUUAUCCAUGAACUGUUCAACUUUGCCCGCUCACCUUACGAUAUGAUUGGCUACGAUCGUGUGGUGCAAUAUUCUGCGCUGGUGGCCGAGGAAGUGGAGGUGGAUUUGCAGGAUCUGGUGUCUACUAACGAGGGCAGUAGCUCAACGCUGGAGCCAACGGCCAAUGUCGGCUCCCAAACGGUGGCCAUCAAUCUCAGUAUGCGUCGUCCCGCCAACGAGGUCAUCGAGAUUGAUGACGGCGAUGCGGCCGCCAACGCCGAGGUGGCCGCCAACGCCGAGGUGGCCGCCAUCAACGAUGGCAGCAGCACCACAGGACGACGGCAAGCAGACGCCAGUCUACCCAUCAGUGCCCACAUAGAGCUCCAGAGCAGCGACUGCAGCAACAGCAGCGACGACGAUGACGAGUGUGUCUUCGUACUGGAACAGAAGCCACCGCAUUUGCGUACGCCGGAGCUAAUUAGUCUCGACUCGAAUAGCGACUCCGAUGUGGACUUUGUAGAUGAGCAGAAGGCGAGUCCGGUGCCCAAGGCCAACGAUGGGGAAGGUGAUGGCGACAGUGUCAGCAUUGAUCAGGAAAUGGAGACAGCAGUCAAUGAGCUCUUCAUGGGUCCCAGCACCAGCACGGGCGUCUGCUCGACAGCGGGCAAGAACUGGAUGCUUGUGCUGGAUGAGGCGCGUCUUCACGAUCCAAUGUGCCUACGUAUGCGCUUCAAACGCAAUCUAACACGCGCCCAGCAACGUGCUGCGCCAAAAGCGCCCAGCAGCAACAGCGAAGGCACCCGUUGGAGCACCUCCUCCGACAGCAGCAGCAGCAGUGAGGAUUCCACGGCAGCUGCGAAGCGGCGGAAAAGGCGAGCAGCUCGUAAGCCCAAGGCCAAGGCACAGAAGCGUCCAGCAAACAGUAAACGUUCCGCACAGCAGCUUAAGAGCAAGCGUCGAAGAAAGCAAGUGUCGGAGGUCGAAGAAGAGGCAGAAGCAGCGGCGGAGGAGGAAGAAGAAAAGGCAACUAAAGCAAGCAGCAGCAAUAGUAGCAGCAGCAGCAGCUCGAGUAGUGACGACAGCAGCGAGGAUGGAGCUGCUGGCGACAGCACAGAGCCAACAGGUAACAACUACAACAAUGAGAACAGCAGCAGCAGCAGCUCCAGUGAUGACGAUCUAGACUUUAAUACGUUGCGUAAAAAAUUGAAAGCAAAGUACUUUGCCAAAGGCAACGAGGAUACAAAGCCGCCAAAACUGGAACUGGUUGCAGACACUGCCGGCGAGGAGACUUUGGAGCAGCAGGCACCGAAAGAAGAAGUGACGGCGAGCAGUGCCCAGCACGCAGUGGUAAAGCGAAGGCGAAGCAACAGCAGCAGCAAUCAGUCGUCCAGUCACAGUCACAGCAACAGUGCUAUCAGCACUUUGGCCAGCCACAACACGACCAUGUCCAGCAGUUCAGUGCUAAGCCUCUUUAACAACAACAUACACAGAGAUGUUGGUGAAGCGACGUCAUCGGAAAGACCACUCUCAAUGGUUGCCACAGCAAAUUCGCUGCUUGAGCUGUCCACAUUGAGUGUGGGUGGAGCUGGCAGCGGAUUGUUCAAUGAGCAAUCUCUGGGCGUUGAGGAUGCAAUGCGGUAUUUGCAGAACGCGCUGCCCAGUGCCAGUGAUGAUGCACAGCUGGGCAUCUAUUCGGACGCCAGCAACGAGUUGCAGCAUUAUCGAGCAGAUGCAGAGCCAGAGUUGGCUAUCGAUGUUGUUGGCGAAGCAACCAGCAAUGCAGCCGCUGAGUCAGCUGAUGUCAUCUUGGGAAACGAUAUUGAGCCUGAGAAUGAGAAUGAAGAGAUUGACAAUGAGCGCGAAGAGAUUGAGCUGGCGAAUCAGCCGGAUGAACCGGAUGAAGAAGAGCAUGAUGAACAAGACCAGGAGGAGGAAAAUGAUGAGGACUACCAGGAUGAGGACGAGGCUGCUGCAGCUGCCACAGCUGAAUCGGAUCAAACAGACUCAGACCCAGAUCCGGAUGCCUAUUAAAGACGCGCCAUGUUGCUGCUUUGCUCGCAUCAGACAAGAACAGUUUUUACACACAAAUUUUAUUUCAUUUUUUAUAGAUGUUUUACUAUUUGUAUACUAUAUCGUCUUAUCGUUAGACUCUUCCGCACGGAGAGACAAAUGAUUGAUGUAGCAUAUGAAUCGAUCUUCUUGUUGACUACUAAAACAUUUUAAUUAUUUAGCUUGUCGGUAUUUAUCUUAAUCAAUUGUAUUUUUACUACGCGCAGACCUAAGCUUAACCCCAUAAGUUGUACAUACACUUAGAGAUUUACUUAAGUAUUCAUAAACACAUACACGAUAUCUAUACAGAUAGCAGAGAGAACACUACAAUUUACAAUUACGAGUAGUUUACGCAUCACUUGUAAUACAUGCUAUUAUUCGUAUUAUUGCCCAUACCGACCCACCCUGAAGACCCAAAAAAAAAAAGUUAAGGAAAAGAACCCCAGAAAAGUGAUAUGCUCGCAUUCGGAAUGGAAAUUCAGUUGUAAAUUUAUGCUAUACUAAUUUAUGAUUAAAAUUUUAUAAAUAAUAUUUAGAAUAUAACUACAGAUUUACAUAAUUCUAUAUGUAUAUGAUGUAAUUUACUGUAAGAUUAGUUUAAACAAACGACAAACUACUUUUAACAAAAUCCCAGAUUCAGAUCGCAUACGUCUGCCGAAUGCUGAGCAUAUCCAAAGAGCAUCCCUACUUUGUUUGAAUUUUUUUGCAAAACAAAUUUUAGCCCGUUAAACUUUAGUUAAGAUAUAUCCCCCGAAAAUACAAAUGCAAUAAAUGUAAAGAUAUCAAGUAAGAUAAUGCGUGUGCGAGCUCUUUUGAUCUAUUAUAACAAAUUUGUAUAUACAUAAAUAUCUAUUCAAGUAUGCGAUAUCUACAUACAAAACUUAUAUUGAAUUCACUUCGAUCGAUAAGAGAACAUAUUUUUAGAAUUGAGAAACAUUUUGCUUCCUUUUCUAUACUUAAUGUUCCCAAAUCAAUAAAGAGAAUUAAAACUGU
This is a messenger RNA of Drosophila sulfurigaster albostrigata, 5065 nucleotides long. Its product is annotated as E3 ubiquitin-protein ligase Topors-like. The transcript is spliced from 4 exons. Lineage: Eukaryota; Metazoa; Arthropoda; Insecta; Diptera; Drosophilidae. The coding region runs from base 299 to 4054 and encodes 1251 amino acids. The record is from RefSeq and is a predicted model, not a curated record. Gene Ontology annotation, biological process: protein monoubiquitination; protein polyubiquitination. Gene Ontology annotation, molecular function: ubiquitin protein ligase activity; metal ion binding.